Mizuhopecten yessoensis (Yesso scallop) is the source of this 956-nucleotide messenger RNA. RefSeq lists its product as uncharacterized. The transcript is spliced from 4 exons. The coding region runs from base 26 to 823 and encodes 265 amino acids. The record is from RefSeq and is a predicted model, not a curated record. NCBI's taxonomy places the organism in Eukaryota, Metazoa, Mollusca, Bivalvia, Pectinida, Pectinidae.
GACUAGGAACAAAUCGCUCAAAGGCAUGCAUUGUAUACACCUGAGAAUGAUUUUCGUUGUGUUGCUUCUGCCAUGCACACAUCAACGACCUGUGAGGAGAUCGAAACGCAACUUGAGCAGCCAUCGCUGGAAUCAUCCCUGCACUGCCAACCCUCUUCCGGUGCUUCACGAUAUCGUCAGAAUGCCUGCCAACAUUGUACUUCCGGUUUAUGAUAUUCGACGUAUACUUUCGUCUUCUCUCAUCGCACUUAAGGACACGAUUGAAAUUGUCAACUCAGCAUUGAUGACACUGGGAGAAAGCAUGCCCUGUUCUCUGCCUCGUUCUACCUCUAGGAACUACAUGCACGCUGACAUGUACACGACGAUACCGACCACGCAUGCGCACUGUGACGGCCUGGACGAGUUGCUGGGUGAAGUGUUCUACGAGGGGUUUCCAAGAUGUACCGUACAGAACCUCUGUACUACGAAUGUGUUUCAGCUGCAGCAAUGUUACGAGGACCUUCAGCUGAGUGUGAUCGCACUAGAAAUGUUAACACUCGGCAGUGCAGAUCAUCGACGAUACCGAUUUCCAGCCAAUGAUAUCGACAGAUUAAUUCAUAAACAAUAUGAUGUGUUGUGUUUUCUUCUCGAUGUGGAUUCAGUUUCACAGACUUUCAUGAGCUUGACAGAUUUCUAUACCAGAUCACGUGGUGCGUUUGAGGCACUCGGAACAUUAAGCGUUAGCGAUUUCCAAGAAAUGGCGUAUAUAGUGUUGCGAGGGGUUCGAACGUCACUGACUCAUGUCAAAUCCAUCAUCGAAUUUCGUAUUAGUAUUCUGCAGUAGCAUCUGAUGUCAGAUUGCAACCAAAUAAAUGAAAUACGCUUUAAAUGUUUAAAAUAUUAAUAUCGAUGAAUAAGUUAUACAACUAAACACCGUUUUUCAAUGAAAACGAAAGGCAUCUAUCAGUGGCGGAUCC